This is a messenger RNA of Gambusia affinis (western mosquitofish), 1772 nucleotides long. It is a transcript of the gene ttc29, whose product is annotated as tetratricopeptide repeat domain 29. The record is from RefSeq and is a predicted model, not a curated record. The transcript has 11 exons. Lineage: Eukaryota; Metazoa; Chordata; Actinopteri; Cyprinodontiformes; Poeciliidae. The coding region runs from base 167 to 1390 and encodes 407 amino acids. Gene Ontology annotation, molecular function: protein binding.
CUUCCGCCAUUCCCUUGUUGCCAUGACGACGUAGCUUUGCUGUUAGAUGCUGACUUCGAAAGGGGAAAACUUAUCAGGCUAAAUUACCUGCCAUGUUAGUAUUUCUAUACAUUUUGCCUGCAAUUUAACUGAGAAGAGACGCAAGUGGCAACAAGAAAAGCUCAGGAUGAAGCAGGUGGUGGAGACGUUGAGAAACCGAAAGGUUUCGGAUUCAUCGGUACUUUCCAGAAAGGAAAUAGCUUUGUUCAGAAACACGCCGAAGCAGUACAUGUGUGUGGAGAUGCUGCAGGACGGCUACCACAGGUCGUUUGCAGAGCUCUUCACUCUGCUGCGCUUAGACCUGGAGCAGAGGGCCAACGCUCCGCCUAGAUCGCCCCGGCUGCAGGUACCCCCCCUGGAGGAGCAGCGCGAGAAACUGGAGACCAUCCGGCUGCACCUGAGCCGGGCAGAGAAAGCAGAACGGGACAGUUCCUGGACAGCCGUGUGUGAAGAGCGGCUGCAUUUGGGUCGUUACUUCACCCAUCCGAUGGACAUCUGGCUCAGCUUCCACUUCUUCCACAGCUGCGCUGACAGAGCGUUCGGAGGCCGAUCCAAAUCCGCCACGGAGGCCAGAUUCCACCUGGCCGAGCUGUACCGGCAGCAAGGGGACCUGAUGGAGGCGAGGGAUCAGGCGGAGAGGGCCCUGAAGCAGGCGGAGGACGGAGGCUGGGUGGACCCGGAGGGCCGGCCGCUGAGGCUCUGGGGCUGCAGGGAACUGGGAGAAAUCUACAGCCUGCUGGGCGAAGCUUACCUCGCAGCGGAGCAGUACGACACGGCCACGAUGCUGCUGCAGCUGGGAUCCAAGAUGGCUAUCGAGGGCGGCGAUAAGUCGGUGAAGGCGGAGUCGUUCUUCAGGGAAGGAAUGGGCUUACAGAGCUCAGGAGAUCAUAAAGCAGCCAAGGCGCUCUUCAACACCUGCGUAGAACUCUUUGACUCCCUGCAAGACUUUGAAGGUUUGGUCAAAUCCUACAAGGCCAUCGCCAAAUCCUUACAAAGCGAAGGAAAAAUCCAGGACUGUAUUGAGAUGCUGGAGAAGUCAUCUGAUCUGUGCCAAAGCAGCAACCUGCAGGAGAGGCUGGCGGACGUCAGCCUGACUCUGGGCUGCAUCUACAGCGACGUGAAUCGGCCUCUGAGAUCGAGUGAAUACUUCCUGCAGAGUUACAGAGCUGCCUGCACCGCCAGAGAGGUUCUUCUGCAGCAGAAAGCACAGGUGAAGCUGGGUCAUACAUGCGCGCACUCUCUCAUCAAGAAGCACAUCCCUGCGAUGGAGUCGCGCUCACUGUUCUCUGUGAAACAGCUGGUUCACUGGAAGGAAACCAGAGGAUACCAGGACUUCCUGCUGAGGACUUAGAAAUGAACAUUCAGCAGCUGGUUGUUGAGAGGAAGGAGAAAAACAAACAAAAACAUAUGUUGUUACUUGUCUUUACAUAUUGCCAACCACUUAUCUUGUUCAAGAAAUAAUAAAUUUACAGAAUGGCAAGAUUUCACAUCGGAAAAUAAUUUAAAACUUUCAUUUAUCAGCAAAUUCCAACCUCCUCUGUUUCUGUUGAGGCUAAUGGGAGUUUAAUUACCUGCAGUUAUUAAGAUGAUGUGAUCUGACCAGUAUUCAGCUUAUUUAUAUUGAUUCAGUUUAUCUUUAUUAAAGUGUCUGGAAACCUUUUGGCUUUCAGUUUCAACUCUAUGAACAUGUGCCAGGCGUCAGUGGACCAACACAAUAAAAGUUUAAACACCAA